UGGUCGAGAGAUUUUAUUACGUUGUAACUUUCCCACUCUCUAUCUCAUAGUUUGUUAUUGCCAGUUACUGCACAAUCAUGCAGAUAAGACUCAUAAACUAUAUUUCGUCUGUUUUUAUACAAUUUAAUAAUUAUAAUACGAAUAAAAAAAAAUUAAUAAUUUAAUAAUUUGAUAAUUUACAAAUCGAAUUUUGAUUUAUAAAUUAAAUAAAUAAAACAAAAUAAAAAGAAGUGUUUUUUAAAUAAUUAAUUUAAUUCUUUGCUUAUUUAUAUGAAGCUUUUGAUAAAACUUAAUUGAAUUAUUUAUUGCAAAAAAACUCAAUUUGUAAUAAUGGAAACAAUAAGUGAUCCAUAUCGAAGACAUCUAUUCGACAACGAUUCUAUAUUUAAUGUUUACAAUGAAGAAACAACGAAUUUAUCAGUUGGUGCUCCCGGCCCUGAUCUACUCCAAUAUUGUGUAGAAAUGAUAAAAAAAGCAACAGAUCAUCGAUUGGAAGAAGAAAAGAAAGAAGGAAAGUAUUAUUUGUUUCAAUAUGGCAUCACAGCAGGCUUAUGGGAAUGUCGUGAAGAAUUAGCAAAAUUUUUAACUAGACGUUACGGUGAUCCUGUAAAACGUGAAAAUUUAAUUUUAACAUGUGGAGCUUCACAUGGUCUGCAACUUUUAUUGAAUACUAUUAUCGCUCCAAAUGGAAUAAUAUUUGUAGAGGAAGUCACUUAUAUGAUAGCCUUAGAUACUUUUAAACAAUUUCCAUUAAUGAAAAUAAUCACAGUACCAAUGAAAAACGAUAUGGUAGAUGUUAAUGCAUUUGAAAAAAUAGUUAUGGAACAGAAAUGUGACCAUAAUUUUUUAACAAAUGAGCAAAAAAUAUUCUGGGCUAUGUUUUAUACAAUACCCACUUUUCAUAAUCCAACUGGAUCAACUUUACUUGUUGGAAAUUGUAAACGUCUCGUUGAAAUAGCACGAAAAAAUUCUAUAAUAAUCGUUUGUGAUGAUGUAUACAACUUAUUGUAUUAUGGAGAUGGUUUACCACCACAUAGAUUAUUUUUUUAUGACCAACCAACAGAUUCUGAAUAUCGAGAUGGCAAUAUUAUAUCUAAUGGGACAUUCUCAAAAAUUUUUUCUCCUGGUCUUCGUUUCGGAUGGAUAGAAUGUAGUCCACGAAUUGCCAAGAUUUUUAGACAAUCAGGAAUUUUAUGCAGCGGUGGUGCAGUUAAUCAUUAUAUAUCCGGUAUUGUCACAAGUUUAUUACAAUUAAAUAUGCAAGAUAAUUACCUCGAUAAAUUAAUACAAAUAUAUAAGGAACGAUUAUCUGUAUUAUGUAAUAUAUUGGAUCAUUGUUUACCACAAGGCUGUUCAUAUAAAAGACCAGAAGGUGGUUAUUUUGUAUGGAUUCAUCUUCCCUUAGAUAUAAAAGCUAGUAAUUUUAUUGAAUGGUGUCAAGAAACAUUUAAAGUAUCUGCCAUACCAGGGAUACGUUUUUCAUAUUUAGAAAAAUCUAAUAAUUUUCUACGACUUAGUAUAAGUUUUCAUAAAAAAGAAAUUUUAGAAACUGCCACAAAAACUCUUUGCAAAGCUCUUUUUAAUUAUAUGCAUAAUGUAUAAUUAUACAUAUAUCAGAAUAAAUAUGAAAUAUAAAUAGUUAUAUGUAAUUAAUUAUAUAAAAAAUAAGAAUUAUAUAUAAUGUGUAAUAAUUUGCUAAAUACUAAGUCCCUUUCGUUGAAAUUUUUCAUGACCUUUCUGCAUAAUUGUGGCUGAAUUUCGUUGAUGCAACAUUUAAUUUCCUCUUGUAAUGCACGUGUGGUUGUGAGAUUGUUGACAGAUCUUUGACUUCAAAUAACUUCAUAAGAAGAAAUUUAAUGGUGUUAAAUCACAUGAUCUAGGGGGAUAAUUUUGAUCACCGAAACGAAAGUGCAUGACUAGGAAAUAUCUCAUGCAGUAAUUGAAUUGUUUUAUUGGCUGUAUGGCAUGUGGCAUCGUUUUGUUGAAAUCAUAUAUUGGCCAUAUCAAUAUCACUCAAUUUCGGUAGAAAGAACUGUAUUAUCAUGUCGCCAUAUCGAGCACCAUUAAUAGUUGCUGCUUGCUCAGCCUUAUUCUCAAAAAA
Messenger RNA from Apis mellifera (honey bee), 2101 nucleotides. RefSeq lists its product as uncharacterized. Lineage: Eukaryota; Metazoa; Arthropoda; Insecta; Hymenoptera; Apidae. Bases 331 to 1602 code for a protein of 423 amino acids. The record is from RefSeq and is a predicted model, not a curated record. Gene Ontology annotation, molecular function: L-2-aminoadipate:2-oxoglutarate transaminase activity; pyridoxal phosphate binding. Gene Ontology annotation, biological process: biosynthetic process. The transcript is spliced from 7 exons.